AUGUACGUGAGUUAUUUGUUGGACAAGGACACCAGCAUGUACUCAAAUUCCGUGAGACACCCCAGCCUUAAUUUAAACCACCAGAACUUUGUAUCAGCGCCUCCACAGUAUUCGGAUUUCAGUGGAUACCACGUCCCCGGAAUUAACAAUGACCCUCUCCACGGUCAGGCCACUGGCGCUUGGAACCCCGCUUACGCGCCCACCAGGGAGGAAUGGCCCCACUACGGACCCGGGCCGAUGUCUUCCAACACAAACCCCGGACAGAUUGCGUUCAACCCCUCAGAAUUCACGGCUAUGCCACCGACGGGUCCGGGACUGCUACCGUCACCCAUCAAUUCACCUGUCGGUCAACUUUCCCCAAACUCUCAACGGAGAAACCCGUUCGAAUGGAUACGGCGCAAUGGCCCACCAUCGAACACAGCAAGGGGGAAGACACGGACACAGGACAAGUACAGAGUGGUGUACACCGACCACCAGCGUCUGGAGCUGGAGAAGGAGUUUCACUACAGCCGCUACAUCACCAUCCGCAGGAAGGCCGAGCUCGCGUCCAAUCUCAGCCUAUCAGAACGACAGGUGAAGAUCUGGUUCCAGAACAGAAGAGCGAAAGAACGGAAGGUGAACAAGAAGAAGCUGCAACAGACCCAGCAGGCCUCCACCACCACGCCCACCCCGCCCGGCCUGGGUAACCCCGGCAACGGUGCCAUGGUGACCAGCAGCAGUGGCCUGGUGUCGCCGUCAAUGCCAAUGACGAUAAAGGAGGAGUACUGA
Molecule: messenger RNA, 768 nt
Organism: Conger conger (European conger)
Lineage: Eukaryota; Metazoa; Chordata; Actinopteri; Anguilliformes; Congridae
Product: homeobox protein CDX-1-like
Exons: 3
Coding region: 1-768 (255 amino acids)
Biological process (GO): anterior/posterior axis specification; cell differentiation; animal organ morphogenesis
Cellular component (GO): nucleus
Molecular function (GO): RNA polymerase II transcription regulatory region sequence-specific DNA binding; DNA-binding transcription factor activity, RNA polymerase II-specific
Source: RefSeq, a predicted model, not a curated record